CCGGCCUCUUCCCGCUCCCUCCCACCGCCGUCCGCGAGCUGCGCCCUCCUCACGCGCCCCUCCCGGCGGGCUCGCUGUGUGCGCAGGCGCGGGUCGGGGACAGGCGCGAGGAGGGCGGAGCGCCGCGCGGAGCGGAGGGGCGGGGUCACGAACUCUGACCUCCCGGAGCCGGAGCCGCCACCGACAAAUAACCCCCCAGGAGAGGCCGCCGGGAGCUGGGCCCGCCAGGAGUCUUCACGGGGUGAUUAUGCAUACGAGGUGUGAAGUGUAAUCUAGGUACCAUAGGAAAUUCUGGUGAUUAAAGAUCAUGGCAACCAUAGAGGAACUGGCCCAUCAAAUUAUUGAACAACAAAUGGGAGAGAUUGCGCAUUCCCAAGGAACUGUUACUCAAACACUAAUGGAUGGGACAGCACAAAGAAUACAAAUUGUCCCAGCGGAUUCAGGUCUCUCUUUACCACAACGCAUACAAAUUGUCACAGACCAGCAGACGGGCCAGAAGAUUCAGAUUGUUACUGCACUUGAUCAGAGCACAGCAGGCAAGCAGUUCAUCUUAACAAAUCAUGAUGGCUCUACCCCAAGCAAGGUGAUCCUUGCCAGACAAGAUUCCACUCCAGGAAAGGUUUUCCUAACAACUCCAGAUGCUGCAGGUGUCAACCAACUGUUUUUUGCAUCCCCCGAUUUAUCUGCACAACACAUCCAGAUUUUAACAGACAACACUUCCACUGAACAAACCCUAAAUAAAGUAUUUGAUCUCUGUGUCGUAUGUGGAGACAAAGCAUCAGGACGUCAUUAUGGAGCAGUAACAUGUGAGGGAUGCAAGGGAUUCUUUAAAAGAAGCAUACGAAAGAAUUUAGUUUAUUCAUGCCGAGGGGCAAAAGACUGUGUCAUUAACAAACAUCAUCGAAACCGAUGUCAGUACUGUAGGCUGCAGAGAUGCAUCGCGUUUGGAAUGAAACAGGACUCUGUUCAGUGCGAGAGGAAACCAAUUGAAGUAUCACGAGAAAAAUCUUCAAACUGUGCGGCUUCUACAGAAAAGAUCUACAUCCGAAAAGAUCUGCGCAGCCCACUUGCUGCAACUCCAACUUUUGUAACUGACAAUGAAACAGCAAGAUCAACAGGACUGCUAGAGUCAGGAAUGUUUGUAAAUAUUCAUCAGUCCGGAAUAAAAAGUGAGCCUACAGUGCUUAUGACACAAGAUAAGGUUGAGGCCUGUCAGGGGGAUUUAAGCACACUGGCAAAUGUGGUAACAUCAUUAGCAAAUCUCAGUAAGUCCAAAGACAUGUCUCAAAGUAGUGCUGAGCUGUCUAUGAUUGAAAGUUUAAGCAACGGAGAUACAUCAUUGUCUGAACUUCAUCAAGAAGAGCAAGCAAGUAGUGAUGUUACCAGGGCAUUUGAUACUCUUGCGAAAGCACUAAACCCAGGAGAGAGUGCAGCAUGUCAGAGCUCUGCAGAGACUGUUGAAGCCAAUGUACAUCUGAUUGGUGGAGAAACAAGCAUGAAUAUCGUUGAAAUAGAGGGUCCGCUUCUCAGCGAUGCACAUGUAGCUUUCAGGCUCACCAUGCCUUCUCCGAUGCCUGAAUACCUGAAUGUUCAUUACAUCUGUGAGUCAGCCUCCAGACUACUCUUUUUGUCCAUGCACUGGGCACGCUCCAUUCCUUCCUUCCAAGCUCUAGGGCAAGAUAACAGCAUAUCAUUAGUAAAAGCCUGCUGGAAUGAACUUUUUACACUUGGUCUUGCACAGUGUUCACAAGUGAUGAAUGUGGCAACUAUAUUAACUGCAUUUGUUAAUCACCUGCAUGGUAGCUUACAGCAAGAUAAGCUGUCUACAGAUAGAGGAAAACUAGUGAUGGAGCAUAUCUUCAAACUGCAAGAGUUCUGUAACAGUAUGGUUAAGCUUUGCCUAGAUGGGUAUGAAUAUGCUUAUCUGAAAGCAAUCGUCCUCUUCAGUCCUGAUCACCCAGGUCUAGAAAAUGUGAUACAGAUUGAAAAGUUUCAAGAAAAGGCUUACAUGGAGUUCCAAGAUUAUGUAACAAAAGCAUAUCCAGAUGAUACCUACAGGCUAUCUAGGCUUCUUCUCCGAUUGCCUGCCCUCAGACUGAUGAGUGCCACCAUCACAGAAGAGUUGUUCUUUGCAGGACUGAUUGGAAAUGUUCAGAUUGACAGCAUCAUCCCAUAUAUCCUAAGAAUGGAGACAGCAGACUACAACUCUCAAAUUAUUGGUCAUUCUGUAUAAAGGUGGAAAACAAGGAUUCUAUGCCGUGGUGACGUAAAUGUACAUCACCAUGGCAGUCAUGGCAUACUGUCUCCAAGAGAUGGCAAGAGGCCUUCCCCGGCAACUUUUAAAAAUUUAAAGAAGGCUAAAAUUCCUCCUUUCCAGUACAUUUGUGAAAUGCUGCAGAGUGUCUUGAGGGAUACAGGAUGACUUCCUUUUUUCAUCUGGUUUUCAAGGACUUGUAAAUUAUCUGGCAUUUAAUGAAAAUCAAAAAUUAUCCACUGUAUUUUUGUAGAUAGAUGAACCUGGAAUUUUGUUUAUGAAGUCCAAAACGAAUAGGAAAAUCCAGCCUGGUGAAGAAGAGUGUUGACUGAAUUAAGGUGUCACUACUUAAUUUUAGAAAAAAAUAAAUUAACCUUCUUCUCUGA
Messenger RNA from Malaclemys terrapin pileata, 2640 nucleotides. It is a transcript of the gene NR2C1, whose product is annotated as nuclear receptor subfamily 2 group C member 1. Gene Ontology annotation, molecular function: nuclear receptor activity; zinc ion binding; RNA polymerase II cis-regulatory region sequence-specific DNA binding. The coding region runs from base 308 to 2233 and encodes 641 amino acids. Gene Ontology annotation, biological process: anatomical structure development; cell differentiation; negative regulation of transcription by RNA polymerase II. The record is from RefSeq and is a predicted model, not a curated record. Lineage: Eukaryota; Metazoa; Chordata; Testudines; Emydidae. The transcript has 16 exons.